AUGGCCAACUAUGUGAGGUAUUUAAAGGACAUUUUGACGAAGAAGAAGAGACUUGGAGAAUUUAAAACAGUGGCCUUGACAGAAGGUUGUAGCACAAUGUUGAAGAAUAAGAUUCCACCUAAAUUGAAAGAUCUAGGUCGCUUCACAAUUCCAAUUUCUAUUGGGGGCCAAGAUGUUGGUAAAGCUCUUGGUGAUUUGGGAGCUAGUAUUGAUUUGAUGCCCAUGUCCACUUUUAAGAAGUUGGGAAUUGGUGAAGCAAGGCCAACUACGCUCACAUUGCAAUUAGCUGACUGUUUUAUGGUGCAUCCUGAGGGAAAGAUUAAAGAUGUCCUAGUGCAAGUUGACAAGUUCAUUUUUCUAGAAAAUUUUAUUAUUCUUGAUUAUGAGGAAGAUAGAGAGGUUCCCAUCAUCUAG
Humulus lupulus (European hop) is the source of this 414-nucleotide messenger RNA. RefSeq lists its product as uncharacterized. The coding region runs from base 1 to 414 and encodes 137 amino acids. Lineage: Eukaryota; Viridiplantae; Streptophyta; Magnoliopsida; Rosales; Cannabaceae. The record is from RefSeq and is a predicted model, not a curated record. The transcript has a single exon.